Messenger RNA from Fomitiporia mediterranea MF3/22, 720 nucleotides. RefSeq lists its product as uncharacterized. Bases 1 to 720 code for a protein of 239 amino acids. The transcript has 5 exons. Lineage: Eukaryota; Fungi; Basidiomycota; Agaricomycetes; Hymenochaetales; Hymenochaetaceae. The record is from RefSeq and is a predicted model, not a curated record.
AUGAAUUGCGGCGGUCUCGGGAUGGGUUCUCCACAUAAAACGCUCGUACAUACAUUCUCAAACAUAUAUUCACGUCGUUCAUCGCCGUUUCACGAUGUUUGCCACGCAAACAUGACGUCCAUCAAAAGAUCGAAGCAGGUCUCGUUCGCCACGCAGGAGACAUCAGAGAGCUCCGUGUCUGGUACAGGUCCUUCAAAGAGGACAAGGUGGGAUGUAGGAGACCCUGAGCGCGGACGUAAGGAGGGCCGUGCAGUAGAACGCGCGAGGGCCCAGAGUCCAUCAGAGGACCGGAGGAAGAGACGUGAGAGGUCGCCGUUAGAUGAGCGCCAAAGUAGGAAGCACAAAGCGACCAGAUAUCGCUCGCGUUCACCCUCCUCAGAUACAUCCCGUCGCCACGCACGUCAUAAAGAGAAGCGCCAUGGCCGCAGUCGCUCUCGAUCUCCGUCGUCUUCAUCUUCUUCGUCAUCUUCUUAUUCCCGUUCCCGGUCGCGUCCUAAGGACCGACACCGCAAGGCGAGGGGCAAGGAUAGGAAAGACAAAGAGAAACGGGGCCGGAGCAAGGACAAGGAGAGGCGAAAGAGAAGCCGUUCGCCUGAUGCAAAGAGGAGCGUACUGACAGGAAAGAAGAUCAAGAUGAAGGUUCAUAAGACCGCAGAUGAUCUCGAAAGAGAUGCGAAGAGGCAGGAGCUGUUGACAUUCCUCAAUAGCACUUUUGAAUGA